CCCCGCAGGCAGUGCGCAGGCCCGGGCCGUGCGGUGCGCUGCCGCCCGGCAGUCGGGCAGGCGGGCGGCCAUGUGGGUGUUCGGGUACGGCUCCCUCAUCUGGAAGGUGGAUUUCCCCUACGAGGAGAAGAUGGUGGGGCGCAUCCUGGGCUACAGCCGCCGGUUCUGGCAGGGCAGCACGGACCACCGCGGCGUGCCGGGCAAGCCUGGAAGAGUUGUGACUCUGGUGGAAGAUCCUGAGGGGUGUGUAUGGGGUGUUGCUUACAGAUUGCCACCUGGACAAGAGUGUGAAGUGAAGGCAUACCUGGACUUCAGAGAGAAAGGAGGCUACAGGACUACAACUGUCAUUUUCUACCCCAAAGACUCCUCAGUAAAGCCAUUUGAUGUCCUGCUCUACAUUGGCACGUGUGACAACCCUAACUACCUUGGUCCUGCUCCUCUGGAGGAGAUUGCGGAACAGAUUGUGAAUGCAGUUGGUCCUAGUGGAAGAAACACAGAAUACCUGUUUGAACUUGCCAAUUCCAUGAGAAACCUUGUACCAGAUGAUGUAGAUGAGCACCUCUUCUCCUUAGAGACACUAGUAAAGAAGCUCUUGGAAAAGCAUCAAAACCUCAACAGUCUAUAAAAUAGUUUAUUUCCUUUAGUGAUCUUGCUUCAUCUUCAGAGGAAUGGUUUCAUUGCACAAUGGGUGUAUGGCUUGGAGGCGUAUCCAAAGUACAUAUUUCUCUGUAGUAUGCUAUCUUAUUCAGAAUAGUAGUUGGUCAUUAAAACACAUCAUUACAAAAAAAUAAUUCUUCCAGGAGUCAGUAGGAAGAGGAGCAGGGGAAGUGUUUUAGGUUUGAAUUUGGUAUAUUGGGGUUUUAUCCAAAGACUACAUCUUUCUGAAAAGCUCAAGAGAACUCUUUCUUUGAGGGUUCUCUUUGUUUGAAGAUUUUAAUUAUUAUUUCAGGUUUAAAAGAAAUAUUUAGAGUGUUUUUAAGAUGUAAGUCUGCCUUUAAAUACAACUCCCAUUGAUUUAAGUGAUAGUUCUGAUUCCAGAGCAAAGGUGUGGAGCUCCGUGCAGCUAAAGAGAUGAACAUUAAGUAAUAGUUGUAAAUUGCAUAGUAAAUGCACAUUAGAACAUUUACCUCAUCAAAGUUCAGCUUCACUGAAAUGAAGGUAUUCCACUGAAUGAGUCAUGUUACUCUUUACAUAUUAGUUUGUCCUUCAACACAGAGGAUAAACCAUGUCAUUGUCAAGGAAAUACUUCUUUCCCUUGGCUCUUGUCAAGCCCCUAAAAGCCAAAGCACAGGAGACUUGGACACAAACAAGCCAUAACAUAUCAGUGCCUCAUUUUAGUUUUUCAUAUAAAGAAUAAAGCCAAAAUGUUAAAGUUUAGAGUAUGACUUGAAGUCCCAAUGCAGCAAGAGCAUUCAGAAACUCUCAUCUUUGUUACCUGCCUUUAGAUGCUGUUGUAACCCGUCUCUUAAAGAAAUCACCAUGUCUGAGGGUAGACUUUAAGCCAGUACUUUUCAGCUGCUGUUUCAGGGAUUCAUGGACAAAAGGUACUUAAGAAAGGAACCCUCUUUUCAGUGUGUUAUACAGGCAUCCACAGGAAGAGGGUUGGGAAGCCACCAGUUCAGGCUGGCAGGUUUCCUUCGUGCAAAACAGAAGCAAAUGGAGUUUCCGUCCAACACAGACUUGUUUUGCUUCUCAGAAAUCUUAGUUUUGUUCAUUUUUAACAAAGUAUAUUUUUGUAUGUUAAUAUAGGAAAGGUUCUAUUUCAAACACCAUGUAACGUCACAUGUUCUCACACAGAGGAUGUCUAAGUGUUUAGUAGUAGCUUGGAAGCCUCUAUUUUGCAUCAGCGAUUGCAAACCCCGUAUGUUUCUACUGUGCAGGUUGUCCCUUUCUCUUCUUUACAUUUUCUUGUUUUAUAUUUGUAAUUGUUUGAAAAUACCAGGGUUAUCAGAAUAAGAAGCUGCUAUACUUUUACUUGGCCACCUACAAAAGCCAACAAGAACACACAUGAAUAUUAAUAGGAAAUAUUUGGGAAGGGCAGCUGGAUGAGUAGAAAAUAGGAUCUUAAAACCUAAAUUUGAGAUAAUUAGACCACUUACGAUAUUUAACCAAAAAGCUGUGUUUUUAACAUACCAGAUUGUGAUUUUAGGGUGUCUCUGGCAUCUCUCAAGCAUUGAUUCAUUGAGGGGGGAAAAAUAUUAGUUUUUUGGAAGCGACUGUUCACUAUUAAUAGGGUACCUGAUGGGGUAUCACUUGAUGGGCUACUCUGCCCUGCAGAAGCAAAUCCUCUGAUUGUAUUGGCAAAGUACUUUAAUGUACUGAGCCCCCAUUUUUCCAUUAGGAUAUGAGUUACUUGCAAACUGAUGGAAUAUCCUUUGAAGGUCUUGAUUCUCCACUGCACUGUGCUGGUUUAAGGUUGAUAUAACUGAGUGGAAAAGCAACCCCAACUCAAUCAGUGGUACAGCAGGAGAGGAACAGGAUCAGAACCUCCAGGUUGAUAGCCCUCAAGAUUCCCAAAGCAGGAGCUGAGUGACUUCAUGCACCACAGAUGGACAGGGAAAACCAUCAGCAUUAAUGAACAUGCUCCUUUACACGUGUAUUUAUUCACCUGGACUUAAGGAGUAACUCUUAAGUGUUGCUGGAUACUUCACUGUUACUAGAAGGUUACUUAUUAUUUAUUUCGAGCAUAUUUAAGUGUUGAAUAGUACCCUCAAAAAACCCCAACCAACAACAGCACUUCCUUUCUUGUGUUUGCUUCAGAUUUAAGCAAGCUGUAGUAAAGUUAACACAUGUACAAUGACACAUCCACUCUUAAAAUUCUUUCCUCAAAGACUUAUCCUUGUUCCUUAAAACAGGGCAGGGGAUGCUUCCACUCACUAUGAUCCCAAAACAUCAGUGAUGAUUCCCUCUUUAAAACUCCAGUUAUUUAAGCACUGUGUCAGGGCAUUGUGAUUAUGUAUGGCUCUCCAUUCUGUAUCGUUAAUUGCAUUAUUGGUUCAUUUCCUUUCCUGACUUACAAGACUUACAACAAUAUCUGUAACAAAACAUUCCAGUUUGUGCAUACAACUUCAGUACAAUAAAAAUGCAUCUCAUUUACUAAUGGUGUUGCAGAAAGAUUUCCAGAAGUGUUAUGUUUAUUUAGAGUGUAUCCAUAGUAGGAUGGACAUCAAUGUGUGUUUUAGUUCAUCUUGUUAGAAAGUGCUGUUAGGUCUAAUGGUGAAAAACAACAUUCAAGAGCUGGCUACUGUUAGGCAGUCUUGAACUGUGUCAGCAUUAGGGGCUAAUUACAGCACUGGAAGUACACUUUUGUUCUUGCUGUGAGGGGUCUGAGCCACGACUCUGCCCACAGCUUCAAUCCCCAACAAAAGCCCAAUCUACUUUCAGGUCUGUUGCUCACCACAAGAAAAAAAUUAACAUUCACUUUUUGUGUGCCAUAUAUGCUGAAUUUUCUCACUAAAUCUAAAUUUGUGCCAAGUUAUGGCGAUUUUAGAUAAGUUUUCAUUGUAAAGCCACACGCACAAAGUUACCCCUAAACUCGCUUCUGAACAAUUUCUAAGGCCAUUUGUAGGAAAAGGAACUUGCUCAGCAGUUGGUCAAGAUACACCCUCCCUGUGAUGGUGAAAGGAGUUAGCACCGAGCAGUACACACACUGAUAUAGCUGUGAAUUCCCUUGGAAUCUCCCAAAUAAAAGUCCCAUGUUAAUUUAAGUUACAG
This is a messenger RNA of Strigops habroptila (Kakapo), 3714 nucleotides long. It is a transcript of the gene CHAC2, whose product is annotated as ChaC glutathione specific gamma-glutamylcyclotransferase 2. NCBI's taxonomy places the organism in Eukaryota, Metazoa, Chordata, Aves, Psittaciformes, Psittacidae. Gene Ontology annotation, biological process: glutathione catabolic process. The record is from RefSeq and is a predicted model, not a curated record. The transcript has 3 exons. Gene Ontology annotation, cellular component: cytoplasm. Gene Ontology annotation, molecular function: gamma-glutamylcyclotransferase activity; glutathione specific gamma-glutamylcyclotransferase activity. The coding region runs from base 71 to 625 and encodes 184 amino acids.